This is a messenger RNA of Camelus dromedarius (Arabian camel), 6673 nucleotides long. RefSeq names its product plexin B2 (gene PLXNB2). Gene Ontology annotation, molecular function: protein binding; semaphorin receptor activity. Lineage: Eukaryota; Metazoa; Chordata; Mammalia; Artiodactyla; Camelidae. The transcript has 39 exons. The coding region runs from base 370 to 5901 and encodes 1843 amino acids. The record is from RefSeq and is a predicted model, not a curated record. Gene Ontology annotation, biological process: regulation of cell migration; semaphorin-plexin signaling pathway involved in axon guidance. Gene Ontology annotation, cellular component: plasma membrane; semaphorin receptor complex.
UCGGCCACACAAAGGCCCGUCUCCAUGGCAGCCGCGCGGGCCGCAGCGCAGCGCCGAUCGCGGCCCGGGCGCCAUCGAGCCUCGGCGGCGGACGUGCAGAUGGGGAAAUGAGGCACAGAGAAGUUAAGUAACUUGCCCAAGGUCACACAGCUAACUCUUGAUGCCCGCCUGAAGCGGAGGCUGAGCUGGACUGUGGGAGUCUCGGCAGCUCAGCCUGGAGAGGAGUCUGCGAUGGUAGGGGACACCCCUCCCCACGCACCCCCCCAGGAUCUGCCCAUCCUGCCGCACAUUCCUGUGAAAUCUUCCUGUCUCUGACCAAAGGCACCACCUUCUCCCCAAACUGAUCACUGCGUCUUGGUGCCGGGGGCAAUGGCACUGCAGCUCUGGGCCUGGGCCCUGGCCCUCUUGGGCCUGGUGGGCACGAGUGUGAGCCUGCGGUCCCACAAGCUGGACUUCUUCCGCAGCGAGACAGAGCUGAACCACCUGGUCGUGGAUGAGGCGUCAGGCGUGGUGUACGUGGGGGCGGUGAAUGCGCUCUACCAGCUGAGUGCGGACCUGCAGCUGGAGCAGCAGGUGGCCACAGGCCCGGCCCUGGACAACAAGAAGUGUACGCCGCCCAUCGAGGCGAGCCAGUGCCACGAGGCCGUGCUGACUGACAACGUCAAUCAGCUGCUGCUGCUUGACCCGCCCAAGAAUCGCCUUGUCGAGUGCGGCAGCCUCUUCAAGGGCAUUUGUGCCCUGCGUGCCCUGAGCAACGUGUCUACGCGUCUCUUCUACGAGGAUGGCAGCGGUGAGAAAUCCUUCGUGGCCAGCAAUGAUGAGAGUGUGGCCACAGUGGGGCUGGUGAGCACCGCGGACCCAGGUGGCGAGCGGGUGCUGUUCGUGGGCAAAGGCAAUGGGCCCCAGGACAACGGCAUCGUCGUGAGCACCCGGCUGCUGGACCGCGCUGAUGGCAGGGAGGCCUUCGAGGCCUACACAGACCAUGCCACCUACAAGGCCGGCUACCUGUCCACCAACACACAGCAGUUUGUGGCUGCCUUCGAGGAUGGCCCCUACGUCUUCUUCGUCUUCAACCAACAAGACAAGCACCCGCCCCGGAACCGCACGCUGCUGGCGCGCAUGUGCAAGCACGACCCAUUCUACUACUCCUACGUGGAGCUGGACCUGCACUGCCUGGACCCUGGCCACGCCCAGGCCCCCACCUUCGGCACCUGUCUGGCGGCCUCCGUGGCCGGGCCAGAUGCCAGCAGGGUGCUCUACACCGUCUUCAGCAAGGAUGGCCGGAGCAGCAGGGGGCCCCGUGCAGGCCUCUGCCUGUUCCCGCUGGACCAGGUCCACAACAAGAUGGAGGCCAACCGCAACGCCUGCUACACGGGCACCCGGGAGGCGAGCCGAGACACCUUCUACAAGCCCUUCCACGGCGAGAUCCAGUGUGGCGGCCACGGGCCGGGCGCCAGCGAGAGCUUCCAGUGUGGCUCGGAGCACCUGCCCUACCCCCUGGGCAGCCACGAUGGACUCACAGUCACAGCCGUGCUACAGCGUGGAGGCCUGAACCUGACAGCCGUGACAGUGACUGCCGAGAACGGCCACACCAUUGCCUUCCUGGGCACCUCGGACGGCCGGAUCCUCAAGGUGUACCUGGCUCCAGACGGUAGCUCCACGGAGUAUGGCUCUGUCCCAGUGGAGAUCAACAAGAGAAUCAAGCAGGACCUGGUGCUGGCUGCGGACCUGGCCAGUUUGUAUGCCAUGACCCAGGACAAGGUGUUUCGGCUCCCUGUGCAGGAGUGUCUGAGCUUUCCGACCUGCGCACAGUGCCGCAGCUCACAGGACCCCUACUGCGGCUGGUGUGUCGUCGAGGGACGGUGCACCAGGAGAGCUGAGUGCCCACGGGCUGAAGAGAGUGGCCACUGGCUGUGGAGCCGGGAUGAGUUCUGCGUGACCAUCACCGGGGCCCAGCCACAGAAUAUGAGUCGCCCAGCCCAGGGGGAGGUGCAGCUGACCGUCAGUCCCCUCCCAGCCCUGAGCAAGGAGGAUGAGCUGCUCUGCCUCUUCGGAGACUCUCCGCCUCAUCCUGCCCGUGUGGAGGGGGGCGCCGUGGUCUGCAAAUCCCCAAGCAGCAUUCCUAGCACGCCGCCUGGCCAGGAUUACGUGGCUGUGAACAUCCAGCUGCUCUUCAGACACGGCAACAUCUUCCUGACCUCCCACCUGUAUCCCUUCUACGACUGCCGGGAGGCCGUGAGCCUGGCGGAGAACCUGCCGUGCAUCUCCUGCGCCAGCAACCGCUGGACCUGCCAGUGGGACCUGCACCACCACGAGUGUCAGAAGGCCUCGCCCAACCCCGAGGACAGCGUCAUCGGUGCCCACAUGGAGGACAACUGUCCCCACUUCCUGAACCCCAGCCCACUGGUCAUCCCCAUGAACCACGAGACGGACGUGACAUUUGAGGGCAAGAACCUGGACACAGUGAAGGGCUCCUCCCUGCAUGUAGGCAGUGACCUGCUCAAGUUUGAGGAGCCAGUCAUCAUUCAGGAGCCAGGAACCUUCUACUUUCGGACCCCAAAGCUGUCCCAUGACGCCAACGAGACACUGCCCCUGCAUCUGUAUGUCAAGUCCCACGGCAAGAAUAUCGACAGCAAGCUCCAAGUCACGCUGUACAACUGCUCCUUCGGCCGCAGCGACUGCAGCCUGUGCCUGGCCGCCGACCCCGCCUACAAGUGUGUGUGGUGUGGUGGGCAGGGCAGGUGCGUGUAUGAGGCCCUGUGCAGCAGCGUCACCUCCGAGUGCCCACCGCCCGUCAUCACCAGGAUCCAGCCUGAGACCGGCCCGCUGGGCGGGGGCAUCCGCAUCACUAUCCUUGGGUCAAAUUUGGGGGUCAGAGCGGACGACGUGAAGAGGGUCACUGUGGCUGGCCGUACCUGCGCCUUUGAGCCGGAACGGUACUCUGUGUCCACCCGGAUUGUGUGUGCCAUUGAGGCUGCAAAGGAGCCCUGCACAGGGGGCAUCGAAGUAGACGUCAGCGGGAAGCUCGGCCACUCGCCUCCCCACGUCCAGUUCACCUACCAGCAGCCCCAGCCCCUCAGUGUGGAGCCAAAGCAGGGGCCACAGGCGGGUGGCACCACUCUGACCAUCAACGGUACCCAUCUGGACACAGGCUCUGAGGAAGAUGUGCGGGUGACCCUCAACGACGUCCCUUGUAAAGUGACGCAGUUUGGGGUGCAGCUCCAGUGUGUCACCGGCCCCCAGCUGGUCCCGGGAGAGCUGUCCCUGAAGAUUUCCUACGGGGGCUCCGAAGUGGAAAGCGCUGGUGUCACCUUCACCUACCGUGAGAAUCCCGUGCUGCGGGCCUUCGAGCCGCUGCGGAGCUUUGUCAGUGGUGGCCGGAGCAUCAACGUCACCGGGCAAGGCUUCAGCCUGAUCCAGCGGUUCGCCAUGGUGGUCAUAGCCGAGCCCCUGCCGUCCUGGCAGCGGCGGCGGGAGGCCGGGCCCCUGCAGCCCGUGACGGUGGUGGGCACGGAGUAUGUGCUCUACAACGACUCCAGGGUCGUGUUCCUGUCCCCGGCCGUCCCCGAGGAGCCCGAGGCCUACAACCUCACAGCACUUGUUCAGAUGGACGGGCACCGCGCCCUGCUCAGGACCGAGGCUGGUGCCUUUGAGUACGUCGCCGACCCCACCUUCGAGAACUUCACUGGGGGCGUCAAGAAGCAGGUCAACAAGCUCAUCCACGCCCGGGGCACUAAUCUGAACAAGGCAAUGACUCUUCACGAGGCCGAGGCCUUCGUGGGUGCCGAGCGCUGCAUCAUGAAGACACUGACAGAGACGGAUCUGUACUGUGAGCCCCCGGAGGUGCAGCCUCCCCCCAAGCGGCGGCAGAAGCGGGACACAACCCACAACCUGCCUGAGUUCAUUGUGAAGUUUGGCUCCAGGGAGUGGGUGCUGGGCCGCGUGGAGUAUGACACGCGUGUGAGUGAUGUGCCACUCAGCCUCAUCCUGCCGCUGGUCAUCGUGCCCAUGGUGGCUGUCAUCGCUGUGUCUGUCUACUGCUACUGGAGGAAGAGCCAGCAGGCGGAGCGCGAGUACGAGAAGAUCAAGUCCCAGCUGGAGGGCUUGGAGGAGAGCGUGCGAGACCGCUGCAAGAAGGAGUUCACGGACCUGAUGAUCGAGAUGGAGGACCAGACGAACGACGUGCACGAGGCGGGCAUCCCCGUGCUGGACUACAAGACCUACACCGACCGCGUCUUCUUCCUGCCCUCCAAGGACGGCGACAAGGACGUGAUGAUCACGGGCAAGCUGGACAUCCCUGAGUCACGGCGGCAGGUCGUGGAGCAGGCGCUCUACCAGUUCUCCAAUCUGCUCAACAGCAAAUGCUUCCUCAUCAACUUCAUCCACACCCUGGAGAACCAGCGUGAGUUCUCAGCCCGCGCCAAGGUCUACUUUGCGUCGUUGCUGACUGUGGCUCUGCACGGGAAGCUGGAGUACUACACGGACAUCAUGCGCACGCUCUUCCUGGAGCUCAUGGAGCAGUACGUGGUGGCCAAGAACCCUAAGCUGAUGCUGCGCAGGUCUGAGACGGUGGUGGAGAGGAUGCUGUCUAACUGGAUGUCUAUCUGCCUGUACCAGUACCUCAAGGACAGCGCUGGCGAGCCGCUGUACAAGCUCUUCAAGGCCAUCAAGCAUCAGGUGGAGAAGGGGCCAGUGGACGCCGUGCAGAAGAAAGCCAAGUACACCCUCAAUGACACGGGGCUGCUAGGGGACGACGUGGAGUACGCACCCCUGACAGUGAACGUGAUCGUCCAGGAUGAAGGGGUCGACGCCAUCCCCGUCAAGGUCCUCAACUGUGACACCAUCUCCCAGGUCAAGGAGAAGAUCAUCGACCAGGUGUACCGCACGCAGCCUUGCUCCCGCUGGCCCAAGGCUGACAGUGUGGUCCUCGAGUGGCGUCCUGGGUCCACAGCCCAGAUCCUGUCAGACCUGGACCUGACCUCUCAGCGGGAGGGCCGCUGGAGGCGCAUCAACACACUGAUGCACUACAACGUCCGGGAUGGAGCCACGCUCAUCCUGUCCAAGGUGGGGGUCUCCCAGCAACCUGAGGACAGCCAGCAGGACCUCCCUGGGGAGCGCCAUGCGCUCCUGGAGGAGGAGAACCGGGUGUGGCACCUCGUGCGGCCAGCAGACGAGGUGGAUGAAGGCAAGUCCAAGCGUGGCAGCAUGAAGGAGAAGGAACGCACCAAGGCCAUCACCGAGAUCUACCUGACGCGCCUGCUUUCGGUCAAGGGCACGCUGCAGCAGUUCGUGGACAACUUCUUCCAGAGCGUGCUAGCGCCUGGGCUCGCCGUGCCGCCCGCCGUCAAGUACUUUUUCGACUUCUUGGACGAGCAGGCGGAGAAGCACGACAUCAAGGACGAGGACACCAUCCACAUCUGGAAGACCAACAGUUUACCCCUCCGGUUCUGGGUGAACAUCCUCAAGAACCCCCAUUUCAUCUUUGACGUCCAUGUCCACGAGGUGGUGGAUGCCUCCCUGUCGGUCAUCGCGCAGACCUUCAUGGACGCCUGCACACGCACAGAGCACAAGCUGAGCCGCGACUCUCCCAGCAACAAGCUACUCUACGCCAAGGAGAUCUCCACCUACAAGAAGAUGGUGGAGGACUACUACAAGGGGAUCAGACAGAUGGUGCAGGUCAGCGACCAGGACAUGAACACACACUUGGCAGAGAUUUCCCGGGCACACACGGACUCCCUGAACACCCUCGUGGCCCUGCACCAGCUCUGCCAGUACACGCAGAAGUACUACGAUGAGAUCAUCAACGCCCUGGAGGAGGAUCCCACCGCCCAGAAGAUGCAGCUGGCCUUCCGCCUCCAGCAGAUUGCAGCUGCACUUGAGAACAAGGUCACCGACCUCUGAUCUCCAACCUCCACCAUCACGGUCUUCAGGCACAGGUGUGUGCUGCCCAGUGCCAGGCAUUGGGCAGCCCCUGGGGAGUGAGGCUGAGUCAGCAGCUCAGCCCUUCUCUCUCCAGCAGAGGAAGAGCCCCUGGGCUUCCAAGUGUGUGUGCGGCGGGGGAGCCCCAACCUCAGUGUUUCUAGCCACACAGCAUCUUUCUGAGCAAUAGUGCCGAGCGCCCACCAGCACCAGCUCCCUCCUGCAGAACCAGCAUCAGGUGUCUCCAGUCAAGUUUCCUGAGUGAUUUUGAAAACGUGCCUUACGCCCCCGGCGACUUGCUGGGUUGCUGGGGGCAGUCGGGCCUCAGCCCCCCUCCCCGAACACCAGCAGCCGCCUCGGAUACCUGGGUUUGGCCUCUUUGGAUGGGGUCUGAGUGCCUGCGGCCCCCAGGACCUAGUGCCCAGACUGUGUCUGUCUGCCCCGCCAGGAUGGGGGGCGGAAAAGCGGUACAAUGCCUUCCUGACCUCGCUGGCCUGCCCCGCGGGGCGCUGGCACUCUGAGUAGACUCUGUGCUGCAGGCCCCACCUCAAAGGUCAAGCUGGACGUCAGACGUCGAGGCCCAGGCGGCCAGAAGAGGCCCAGCAGACUGGGGGUCCUGGUCUCAGCCUGUCAGACAGGCUGACCUGGAGGCCCUGCCUAGGUCUGGGGUGGCCAGGACCAGCUCCGCCAGGACAGCCCCCAGCCCUUUUUGUAAAUCGUGUUAAUUGUAAAUCAAAUACAGCUGUCUUUUUCA